Molecule: messenger RNA, 1560 nt
Organism: Aegilops tauschii subsp. strangulata
Lineage: Eukaryota; Viridiplantae; Streptophyta; Magnoliopsida; Poales; Poaceae
Product: nucleosome assembly protein 1;2
Biological process (GO): nucleosome assembly
Cellular component (GO): nucleus
Source: RefSeq, a predicted model, not a curated record
CACCCCUCCCACUCCCCCCACGCAGCAGCCCGCGCCCCCAACCCCCCACCCCACCCCCACGCGCCGCCGCCGCUAGGGUUUCUCACCCAGCCCCCCCCUCGCCGCCGCACGCGCACGAGGAAGGAGCCCGAGUCUCCAGCAGCCAUGAGCGACGGCAAGGACACCCUCGACCUCUCCGCCCUCGGCGCCGCCGUCCCCAACGCCGCAGAGCUCAGCGCCGAGGACAAGGCCAACCUCGUGGAGUCGAUUAAGAACACGCUGCAGGGAUUGGCGGCGCGGCACACGGACGUGCUCGAGAGCCUGGAGCCCAAGGUCAGGAAGCGCGUCGAGGCGCUCAGAGAGAUCCAGAGCCAACAUGAUGAAUUUGAGGCAAAGUUUUUUGAGGAGAGAGCUGCACUUGAAGCUAAAUAUCAGAAGAUGUAUGAACCACUGUACUCAAAGCGUCAUGAUGUUGUCAAUGGUGUGGUUGAGGCAGAAGGCGUAACCAAAGAUUCAGGUGAAGCUGCUCCAGAUGAGAAAGAGGAAAAGGGUGUGCCAGAUUUCUGGUUGAAUGCAAUGAAGAACCAUGAAAUCCUUGCUGAGGAGAUUCAAGAGAGGGAUGAGGAAGCUCUCAAGUACCUCAAGGAUAUCAAGUGGUACAGAAUUACUGAGCCAAAGGGUUUCAAGCUUGAAUUCCACUUCAAUACUAAUCCAUUCUUCAAGAAUGAAGUGCUUUCGAAAACGUACCACAUGAUUGAUGAAGAUGAACCAAUCCUAGAGAAGGCCAUUGGAACUGAAAUUGAAUGGUAUCCUGGAAAGAGCUUGACACAAAAGGUGCUAAAGAAGAAGCCAAAGAAGGGGUCGAAGAACACUAAACCUAUCACGAAAAUCGAAAAUUGCGAGAGCUUCUUUAAUUUCUUCAGUCCACCUCAAGUUCCUGAUGACGAUGAGGAAAUUGAUGAGGAUACAGCUGAACAGUUGCAGAACCAAAUGGAGCAAGAUUAUGAUAUCGGAUCUACCAUCAGAGACAAGAUUAUUCCACAUGCUGUUUCAUGGUUCACUGGAGAGGCCGCUCAAGAUGAGGACUUUGACGGCAUCAUGGAUGAUGACGAAGAUGAUGAGGAGGAUGAAGAUGAGGAUGAGGAUGACGAGGAAGAUGAAGAUGAUGACGAUGGUGAUAAGAAGAAGGGUGGGCGAGUUCCUGCAGGGGAAGGUCAGGCAGGGGAGCGGCCCGCGGAGUGCAAGCAACAGUGAGGUCCUUCCCAGAUGAAGACUAUUUUUCUUGGCUGAAGAAUGUUUGGUUCUGCUUGAUGCCAUGUCGUUGAGUUUGGUUCCGAGGAGCCAGUGGGGGAUUGGUUUUGUGGAACCGGUGGGGGGUUUCUUUGUCGGGGACAUGGUAUUAUAUACUGGUAGCAUUUCAAUUGUUGUAUUGGGUUGAAAUACUUUUGUCCGCUGCUGCGAGUGAUCAUCGAUGUUGCAAGUUUGGUAGUCCUACUUGUUUUGCCAGGAAAUUUUGAUAUACUAGGUAUUUGUGUGCGCUACAUUCAUUGUUUCAAAAUGCAUAUCUGCAUUGCCUGGCUA